ACAAAUUUAUUUUAUCAGAUUUAUACCAAAGUUAUUUUAAUCACUUUGGUCCUGACAAUCUCACAAAUGAACAUGACAGCGCUUGGAAGCAGCACAGUGGACGAGGAAUGCCCGCCACUAGAAAAUGCCACAACCUUGCAGCCCUCACAGUUAAUAACUCGUCUGACACAUGUCUGUCGAUAUGAUCGUCUAGAAAGACCUAUUGAAUAUGAUCUAGUCACCAAAGAGCGUUAUCCCACCCGGGUCAAUGCCCGUAUAUACAUAUACUAUAUGCAGAAUCUCAACUCGGAUUUAUUACAAUUCAAAAUGCAUGCACUGCUGCAGCUAAGUUUCCUCGACAAACGGUUGGCCUUCUCCAAUUAUGCCCCCACGCGCAAGGAUAACAUUUUGGGCCAGAAACAAAUGAGCGAACGUUUGUGGUUGCCACACAUUUUCUUUGCCAAUGAACGUGAAUCGAAUAUCUUGGGUACCGACGAAAAAGAUGUUCUUGUCUCCAUAUCUCCUCAGGGUCAGGUGAUAUUCUCAACACGACUGCAGGCCACACUCUAUUGUUGGAUGAAUUUCAAAAAAUUCCCAUUCGAUGAGCAAUCGUGUUCGACAGUUCUUGAAAGCUGGAUGUACAAUACAACGGAACUGAUAUUGCAUUGGGAAGAUAAAACACCGAUAUCAUUCGAUCCCGAUAUGCGCCUAACCGAAUACAACAUGCAGCGUUAUUGGUACAACGAGACGGUAGUCAAUUCGAAUGACAUCCACUUACGUCAUGGGGCUUUCUAUGGCAACUACAGUUCCCUGAGUUUUACCGUCCACCUGAAUCGUGAAAUUGGUUUUUAUUUAAUGGAUUACUUUUUACCCUCAAUGAUGAUUGUGGCCAUAUCCUGGGUAUCAUUUUGGUUGCAGGCCGAUGCAUCGCCACCACGUAUUAUGUUGGGUACCAGUACCAUGUUAUCAUUCAUCACUCUGUCAUCCUCACAAAGUAAAACCCUGCCCAAAGUCAGUUACAUAAAAGUAUCUGAAGUUUGGUUUUUGGGUUGUACUUUCUUCAUUUUCGGCAGUUUGGUGGAAUUUGCCUUUGUCAAUACGAUUUGGAGGCGUAAGGAAAAUAUCGAAUUGAAAAAAGUCAACAGUAAAUAUAUUAUCAAAUCGACACUGACACCCAGGCCGGCACGCCGUGAAAUUGGGUUGAAUAAUCAAUCGAGGACACGUUCAUGUUCCAGUUUGGAUAAUAUUGUGUCGAGUACGGAAAGUGUUAUGAACGGGAAUGUUAAUCCGGGUUUCAAUAAUUAUUUGACAGUGCAUAAUUUACCCAUAAUAACAACCCAAUCGGCGGAUACCGUUUCCAUUGCCAGCAAUCCGAAUAGCACCGGCCAUGUCAUCAACAUGGACGACAACAAUAAGGAUAACAAGACUGGUGAAAAUACCACCUUUACCACCAUGACACCACAAGAAAUUGCCAUGUGGAUAGAUCGACGAUCCCGAUUCCUAUUUCCCCUAACGUUCCUUGGUUUCAAUUGCCUAUAUUGGACCUUUGUUUAUUGUUUCUAG
Messenger RNA from Musca vetustissima, 1542 nucleotides. RefSeq names its product pH-sensitive chloride channel 2 (gene SecCl). The record is from RefSeq and is a predicted model, not a curated record. Lineage: Eukaryota; Metazoa; Arthropoda; Insecta; Diptera; Muscidae. The transcript is spliced from 7 exons. Bases 67 to 1542 code for a protein of 491 amino acids. Gene Ontology annotation, cellular component: membrane; synapse; neuron projection. Gene Ontology annotation, biological process: regulation of membrane potential; signal transduction; nervous system process. Gene Ontology annotation, molecular function: extracellular ligand-gated monoatomic ion channel activity; chloride channel activity; neurotransmitter receptor activity.